AUGAGUAUGUACGGGAGGGAUCCGUGGGGUGGGCCGUUGGAGAUCCAUGCCACGGAUUCAGCCACAGAUGAUGAUAGGAGCAGGAAUUUGGGUGAUUAUGAUCGAGCUGCACUGUCUCGGCCAUUAGACGAAACCCAGCAGAGUUGGCUGCUGGGCCCUGGGGAACAGAAGAAGAAGAAGUAUGUGGAUCUGGGUUGUAUUAUUGUUAGCAGGAAGAUCUUUGUUUGGACUGUUGGAUCCAUUCUUGCUGCUGGUUUGUUAGCUGGGUUCAUCACUUUGAUUGUUAAAACCGUGCCUAGGCAUCACCACCAUAAUCCGCCGCCGGAUAAUUAUACUCAGGCUCUGCAUAAGGCUCUCAUGUUCUUUAAUGCCCAGCGUUCUGGGAAAUUGCCAAAGCAUAAUAAUGUAUCUUGGAGGGGGAACUCGUGUACGAAUGAUGGAAAAUCUAAUGUUGCUCCGGUUAUUAAAGAUCUGGUGGGCGGUUACUAUGAUGCUGGGGAUGCGAUCAAGUUCCAUUUCCCUGGAUCAUUUGCCAUGACUCUUUUAAGUUGGAGCGUGAUUGAAUAUAGUGCAAAGUAUGAAGCUGCUGGGGAGCUUGCACAUGUUAAAGAGAUAAUUAAGUGGGGCACAGAUUACUUCCUCAAGUGUUUCAAUUCUACUGCUGAUAGCAUUGAUCAACUUGCCGCACAGGUUGGUGCUGGGGAUACAACCAAAGGAUCAAAUGAGAAUGACCAUUACUGUUGGAUGCGCCCAGAGGACAUUGAUUAUGACAGACCCGUGCAGAUGUGCAGUAGUUGCUCAGACCUUUCAGCUGAGAUGGCUGCUGCUUUGGCUUCAGCGUCCAUUGUUUUUAAAGAUGAUAAAGCAUACUCCCAAAAACUUGUCCAUGGUGCUAAAACUCUCUACAAAUUUUCAAGAGAGCAGCGCGGCAGAUAUAGUGCUGGUAUGGAUGCUGAGAAGUUCUAUAAUUCUACCAUGUAUUGGGAUGAAUUCAUCUGGGGUGCAUCCUGGCUUUAUUAUGCCACUGGAAAUUCAACAUAUCUGACACUCGCUACCACACCUGGGCUUGCCAAGCAUGCUGGAGCUUUCUGGGGAGGACCGAAUUAUGGUGUAUUUAACUGGGACAACAAGCUUCCUGGGGCUCAGGUGCUUCUGAGCCGUAUGAGGUUAUUUUUGAGCCCUGGGUAUCCUUAUGAAGAAAUUCUGAGGACAUUCCACAAUCAGACCAGCAUAGUCAUGUGCUCAUACUUACCAUAUUUCACAUCUUUUAACAGAACAAGAGGAGGCCUGAUCCAAUUAAACCAUGGAGAUCCUCAACCUCUUCAGCAUGCAGUUAAUGCUGCUUUCCUUGCCGCCUUGUUCAGUGACUAUCUUGAAGCUGCUGAUACCCCUGGGUGGUAUUGUGGCCCCAAUUUCUACUCUACUGAUGUUUUGCGAAAAUUUGCCCAAACACAGAUUAGUUAUGUACUUGGUAAAAACCCGAGGAAGAUGAGCUAUCUUGUGGGAUUUGGCAAUCGUUAUCCUAAGCAUGUCCACCACAGGGGGGCAUCAAUUCCUAAGGGUUCCCGGCCUAGUUGUACAGGAGGAUAUAAAUAUAGGGACUCGUCAAAGCCUAAUCCUAAUGUACUUGUCGGAGCAAUGGUUGCGGGCCCUGACAAGUUCGAUGGCUUCCAUGACGUUCGCACUAACUACAACUACACAGAGCCAACACUUGCCGGCAAUGCUGGUCUUGUUGCUGCCUUAAUUGCUCUGUCUGGGGAUGGAAGCGCGAAAAUUGACAAGAACACAAUGUUUUCUGCUGUCCCACCAAUGUUCCCUACUCCUCCUCCACCACCAGCUCCUUGGAGGCCAUAA
This is a messenger RNA of Oldenlandia corymbosa var. corymbosa, 1854 nucleotides long. Lineage: Eukaryota; Viridiplantae; Streptophyta; Magnoliopsida; Gentianales; Rubiaceae. The record is from the annotation of a GenBank genome assembly.